This is a messenger RNA of Podospora pseudocomata, 1282 nucleotides long. It is a transcript of the gene ATG8, whose product is annotated as ubiquitin-like protein atg8. Gene Ontology annotation, cellular component: autophagosome; cytosol; fungal-type vacuole membrane. The record is from RefSeq and is a predicted model, not a curated record. The transcript has 5 exons. Gene Ontology annotation, molecular function: phosphatidylethanolamine binding. Lineage: Eukaryota; Fungi; Ascomycota; Sordariomycetes; Sordariales; Podosporaceae. Gene Ontology annotation, biological process: cellular response to nitrogen starvation; macroautophagy. Bases 373 to 738 code for a protein of 121 amino acids.
UGCUCCCAGCGAUAAGAAGCCGGGCUGCGUCAUGGAUCAAGCGCAAAGCCACAAAGCCAUAGGUACCGGUACCAGAGCAGGUGACAGUCGUCCGCCAUUUAGUCAUCUGGGCACCCCGCCUCUCCGUCCGCCAGACAGCCCGCCAGCAGCCAGCAGCCAGCACCCGUGCAACGCAAGCCCCCCCAGCUUAACAAGGCCAUCACCUUUCUCCAACUCAACUCAACUCGACCUUUCUUCCUCCAACAACCAUCAUUUCCAUCACCCAGGAGAGACAUACCCAGACGCCGCAUCCAACACCUACACAGCACUUGCUAGCAACCCAGCCACAGCACCCAGCCAACACCGACAGCCAGCAACAACCAACCCGCCAAAAUGAGAUCCAAGUUUAAGGACGAGCAUCCCUUUGAGAAGCGCAAGGCCGAGGCCGAGCGCAUUCGUCAAAAAUAUGCUGACCGCAUUCCAGUUAUUUGUGAGAAGGUUGAAAAGAGCGACAUCGCUACCAUCGACAAGAAGAAGUACCUCGUUCCGGCCGAUCUCACCGUGGGCCAGUUCGUCUACGUUAUUCGCAAACGGAUUAAACUCUCUCCAGAGAAGGCCAUCUUCAUCUUCGUUGAUGAGGUCCUGCCUCCAACCGCUGCUCUCAUGAGCAGCAUCUAUGAAGAGCACAAGGAUGAGGACGGAUUCCUUUACAUCACAUACUCGGGCGAGAACACCUUUGGUGGUUUUGAGACUGCCUAAAUCGAUUUUUUUUCCUCUAGACGUUUUUAAUGGGCGUUGCCGGCACUGGACUUCGGGUAUGAUGGGUCCUUUCACUUUCUACCAGUUGAGAGGGAGAGAGGACGUUGGGAAGAGCUCUGGUUUUUGUCUCUUGCGUUGCAUUUUUGUCUGUUCGGUUCCUUGGGUCUGGGAUUAUCUCGCACACACACAUGGAGAAACUGGAGAACUAUCGUUAUGUUAUCGAGGCAUGGGGUAUUUGGUGAAGAGUGGGAACGCAGACGGCAGAGAUGACGGCUUCAGCGAUGUAGCCUCGUCUUGCCUGCAUUUGAGUCUUUGUUAGACAGCAUAUUUUCUGGGAAUUUCUGCCUUCGCCAUCGAUGCUUCACCGCUGCCCGUUGCCCUGUACCUAUCCUCUUGUUCCUCAUUACUUCAACUAGGCGGUGUGGCCUGAGCCGUGUUACACUUGACAACAGGGCUGGAGAUAGCCUCGCGAGCACCUAUCUGGUGGUGAAUCUCGGACUCGCGCUAUAGCUCAAUCCAACGAACCUGAUUUUGUCUCGCAGCU